GGCCGUGCGCUUUCCUUUGCUAACUCCCCGCCUGAUCGCGGCGGCAGUCGUGCGCGAACCGCGAAAAAAUUCCCCAAUCUCCAUUCCCCGCUCUAACCCUAGACACCGACAGCCCGUGCGGCGCGGCUGCCGGCUGCCCUGCUGCGGCGGGAGACGAAGCGAGGACUCUCGACUCGCGUGCUCGAGGGAGGGGAAGCGAGGCGAGGCGAGGCGAGGCGGCGGGGUUGCGUUCCGUCUUGGAUCUUUUGGUGGCUUGCAGGUCGACGCGGUGGCGGCAUCAUAUGUAUAUCGAUUUUUUUAUGGUUAUUGAUCAAUAGCAACACGGGGCUCCAUGUUUGCUACAGAAGGAUUUGGUACCUAGGCUUCCUCAAGAGACUAGAUUGUUUACUAUGGCUUCCGAGGAAACCAAACCAAAGAAGCAAAGAGAUGAGGAAUGCAUUAUAAACGGUCUCCCAGGAGAACUCAUUGAGCGGAUUUUUUUGAAGCUUCCAGUGAGCACUUUGUUGAGGUGCACUGGUGUUUGCGAGCAGUGGCAUAAAAUCAUCCGAGAUCCCCAGUUUGUCACCUCUCACCUCCAGGAUGCGCCCCAAUGCGCCGUCCUAUUCUUUCCGCAAGAGUCGGUCUCAGGUGAGCCCCAUCCUGCUGAUGCUAUCCUGAUUGAUGAAGCCUGGUCGCCAUCGACAUAUGCAGUGCCAGUGAUUGGGCCUGACGAUUUCCUUUGUGGUUCAUGCAAUGGGCUUCUUGUCUUAUACACAAAGUCAUCAACACUCAAGGUAGCUAACUUUGCAACUGGUGAAUGCCUGCAUCUUGAGAAACCUGUAAAGAAUUUGAGGGGUGAUCACUUCUUGUUCUACAACUUUGGAUUUCACCCAUUGUCAAAAGAAUACAAGAUUACACACUUCCUUGGUGAUCCUGUUGUGGGCAGCACUCGCUCCCAUAAUAAUAGCAGAUUCAGCGUCAUUCAAGUUUACACACUUGGUGGUGAGAAAUGGAGAGAUAUCAAAACUCCAGAAGCCCUAAGCUUAAACUGUGUAAAAAACUCUGGAGCAGUCAAUAUUGACGGAACAAUGUGUUGGCUAAUUGAAGACAUGGUAGCUAACUGGCAGCACGCAGUUAUGACCUUUGAUCUCAGUGGAGAAAGUUUUGCACGGAUACAACUGCCAGCAACUGUACAUGAAGAUUGUGCAGGUGGCGGUCCCCGUCGGUACUGGAUCAGAGAGAUAGAUAGGAAGAUAUGUAUAGCAACUGCUCAAGCCUGUCCUUCUCUUCCCAGAAGGCUUGUUGGUAUGCUGCAGAUCUGGGAACUUGAGAACAAAACGGAGCAAAGGUGGAGCCUGAAGUACAAUAUUCAGUACUCGCCAGAUUACAUUCCGGGUCCAAAUUUGGUUCAUAGGAAUAAGAUCAUACUGCAACGUCGCGACGGCAACCUAUAUUCCUAUGAGUUGCUCGGGGAGAACUUCAAUACUAAAUUGUGUAAGAUGGCAAAUCUGUUAGAUUUCUUUCCCCACAAGCCUGACAACAUGCAAUCCUAUAUCUGUGUGAAGUCACUUGUACGUUUAGAUGUAUACAAGAAGACUGCCAUUGCGCGUAGGCCAAAACAACGGGAAGGCUGGGAAUUGAAGAAGUGGGAGGCAUGGGAGCACCAGCUCUCUGAUUAUGAAAAACUGUGGACUCGCCUUCAUGAAGAAGAGCACGAGGGAAUUGCACUUGCAGAACACAGUAGCAUAUCAUUCAAUGGUCUACUGCCGCGUAUCUUGGAUGAUGCGAUUCGACAGGAUAUAGGCAUGAAAAUCAAUAAAAUAUGUCCAAGCCUUCCAGAUCAGCAACCAAGGCCCCUCCGGCGGCUUAAUUGUGUGGCACAGAAGCAAGAUAGGGAAAAUUUAUCUGCUCGUUUGGAGAAUUAUAGUAGCAUUAUGAAGGCAUCGAGGGAGGCUUCAAAGAGUAUCAUGAGUAUGAUACUUAGUGCUGUAGAAAAUCAGAGGGGUGCUUCGGGCUCAAAUGCUGGCAUUUCUUCUCAGAAUCGCAGUGAGGGCGAUGAUGCGAAGGCUUAAUACUUCAGAAUUUAUCAUGAGGGCGAUGAUGUUCAACACUUGUUUCUUUUUGUCACCGAGGGACUGUUUACCUCUUCUGCCUGUAAAAGUGUUCUUUCUGAAGUACCGGCUGUGUGCUGCUAUGUAUCUUUUUUCGUUUGAAUUUCAGUCCUUGUGAUCUAAUUAACUUAUUGGUCGAUUUGAGACCUUGGAGAAUUUGCGGGACAGCGAGACAUUUGAUCUGAAGGUUAAACCAACUCUUGCCACUGAA
Molecule: messenger RNA, 2301 nt
Organism: Triticum aestivum (bread wheat)
Lineage: Eukaryota; Viridiplantae; Streptophyta; Magnoliopsida; Poales; Poaceae
Product: F-box protein At3g07870
Exons: 7
Coding region: 390-2051 (553 amino acids)
Molecular function (GO): protein binding
Source: RefSeq, a predicted model, not a curated record